Messenger RNA from Daucus carota subsp. sativus, 1591 nucleotides. Its product is annotated as serine/threonine-protein kinase D6PK. The transcript is spliced from 2 exons. Gene Ontology annotation, biological process: protein phosphorylation. Gene Ontology annotation, molecular function: ATP binding; protein serine/threonine kinase activity. The coding region runs from base 56 to 1408 and encodes 450 amino acids. Gene Ontology annotation, cellular component: plasma membrane; nucleus; cytoplasm. NCBI's taxonomy places the organism in Eukaryota, Viridiplantae, Streptophyta, Magnoliopsida, Apiales, Apiaceae. The record is from RefSeq and is a predicted model, not a curated record.
GCACUCUUGACAGUUCAACCAACUCUCACUUAGAAAAUAAAACUUAAGCAACACUAUGCAACAGGGUAUGGAGUCUAGUACAGAGAGCAUAGGCAUGGAUGGUCUUAGCAUCGACUCUCCCUCAUCGACCUCGUCGAUGACUCCAGAAGUAAAACUAAGCACUAGUUCAGGGUCAGAAGCCAUCACAUGGCCCUCCUCCAGGCUUGGUUCGUACUCGAGCAAGCCUCAUGCACCUUCCAAAGAUGCACGCUGGGACGCUGUAGGGCGAUUUGAAGCUGAAUUUGGCCAGCUUGGCCUUAAUGAUUUGCGGUUCAUUCGAAGGGUGGGGAGUGGUGACAUUGGAAGUGUGUACCUUGUGGAGAUUAAGGGUGCUGAGGGAUGCGUUUUCGCGGCUAAAGUGAUGGACAAAGAGGAGUUGGCUAGUAGGUGUAAAGAAAGUAGAGCAAAUAUUGAGAGGGAAAUACUGGAAAUGUUGGACCAUCCGUUUUUGCCAGCACUUUAUGCUACACUUGAUUCGGAUAGAUGGUCAUGUUUGUUAACUGAGUUUUGUCCUGGUGGCGACCUUCAUAUUCUCCGGCAACAACAGCCAGAUCGCAGGUUUAAUGAAGCUGCAGUCAGGUUUUACGCAUCAGAAGUGGUUGUAGCCUUCGAAUACCUCCACAUGAUGGGAAUCAUCUACCGCGAUCUAAAACCCGAAAACGUCUUAAUCCGAUCCGACGGACACAUCAUGCUAACAGAUUUUGACCUCUGCCUCAAAUGCGACAACUCAACCCCAAUUGCACUCGUCAAGGACCAAGCAACUCUAACCAAAAACUCCCUACCCCUCUGCACAGUCAAACAAACUCCACUCUCCCGUAUCCUCCCCAACUGCAAACUCCCCAACAUCUAUUGCCUACGUCCACGUAGAACCCGUCGCCUUCGCCCUAGCCACCACGGCCUAAUCGACAUCGUAGCCGAGCCUAUCGACACGCGGUCCAUGUCAUUUGUAGGUACACACGAGUACCUCUCACCCGAAAUCGUCUCGGGGGAAGGCCACGGAAAUGCAGUGGACUGGUGGACACUAGGAAUUUUCAUGUACGAGAUGUUUUACGGUGUGACACCUUUUAGAGGAGUUGACAAUGAGUUCACUCUAGGCAACAUUGUGGCUCGAGCCGUGGAGUUUCCGAAGGAGCCUGCAAUGCCUAGCUCCAUGAAGGAUUUGAUCAGCCAACUGUUGACUAAAGACCCGAUGGAGAGAAUGGGGUCCACCACCGGGGCUGCGGCCCUCAAGCACCACCCUUUUUUCCAGGGUGUGAACUGGGCGUUACUGAGGUGUACGACGCCGCCGUCGGUACCGAAGGCGGUGGUGCAGCAGGAUGUGGAGGGUAAGAAAGAAGAGAGGGUGAAGAAUAAUGUGGAGUAUUAUUAGGUGCUUUUGAGUUUCAUGCAGGUCUGAGUUUGUUUGGUUGUGCUUGUGUUUGUUGAAGUUUGAGUUUGAAGCGCCAUGAGGCCAAUUGUUAUUUUUGAAAGUUGAGGGUGAAUUACUGAAUUGUAUCAAUCACUUUUACCUUGUGUACGCUCCUAUAUUCAAUAUCAGAUUGGUUUUCUCUUC